Neurospora tetraspora is the source of this 2088-nucleotide messenger RNA. RefSeq lists its product as uncharacterized. Lineage: Eukaryota; Fungi; Ascomycota; Sordariomycetes; Sordariales; Sordariaceae. Bases 1 to 2088 code for a protein of 695 amino acids. The transcript has a single exon. The record is from RefSeq and is a predicted model, not a curated record.
AUGUCGUCCUCCUCAGUUGCAGAGUUCUUGAUCGAUGGAGAGAAGUCGAUUCCUCUCAGACUGACCACUGUCACCUACAUUGAUGCCGAGAAGUCUACCACCGUGGUACCUGUUAUUACUAUGUCGACCUCGGUGGAUGAGAUCGUUCAACAGUCCGUUAUCGUCUUGACCGUUACUGGCCCCCUUGCUCCCGAGACUACGAGCUCGUCGACCACCAGCCAAGAUGCUCCCACCACCAGCACGUCUUCGUCCUCCUCUACCAAAUCGUCGUCGUCCUUCUCUACCAAAUCGUCGUCGUCCUCCUCUACCAAAUCGUCUUCGUCCUCCUCUACCAAAUCGUCGACAACCAGCGAGCAAGGUCCUAUCGUCGUUACGUCCGUCUACACGGUUUACCCCAGCACGUCAACCUCGACCUCAUCCUUGUCCUCUUCCUCGUCGUCCUCCUCCAUGCUGCAACCGGAGCCUAGCACUGAGUACAUCACGGUUGCCUCAACCCAGUCCGCCAAACCCGAGAUCGUUGUCGUGGAACCCAGGGAAUCCGCCCAGGUCGUCACUGUUGUCUCAACCCAGUCCGGCAAACCCGAUAUCAUUGUCGUGCAACCCAAGGGAUCCGCCCAACCGGAUCCUGGCACCCAGUUCGUCACGAUCAUCUCAACCCAAUCCGCUACACCCAAGGUCAUCAUCGUGGAACCCAAGCAAGCCACUUCUGCCGUCACCAAAGAAGUGGAACCUACUGCCGUCAUGACCACCUUCGAAACCAGCACCAAGACUUCCACAAGAACCCACUGGAUCACCCCAACGCAACCCGUAUAUGCAUCCACGGUCGUCGUGACGGCCUCCAACUCCCACCCCUUUGGCGUCGGGGCCUCGCAUACCCCCGCCAAUUAUUACGACCACGACGCUGCGGACGGUGACCCCGGCGGCGCUCAGUGGGCUAAGGGUGUGCAUACAAACCCGGAAGACUUGUCGGCGCAGUUUACCCAUGCGACGCCGCCUACUUGGCCUACUUGGCCUACUCCGGCUGUUUAUGUGCGCGCUCAGGCUACCUCAACCUCCUUGUCUACUGUGGAGGUUACUUCUGUUGUUGAUGUUACCUCUCCUGUUGAUACUCAGGAAAAGCCUGAUAUCGAGCCUCGCGACUGGAACCUCCCCGAAGAACCAAAAAGAUUCAAGAAGACCACCCUCUCUGGAACCAGAAAGCCUCCUUACCCUACGUACGGUCCCCCCAUUACUUGGCCAAAGAUUACCCCCAAGAAAACAACCAUCACCGGAAAAGGGACCCGCAAGCCGUCCCGGACCCGCAAGCCGUCCCCCAAGCACACCUUGACAACCGCUUCCAAAGCCAAGCCCAGCCAGCAACCACUAGUCUUGACGGUCUAUACCACGAGUACACAUACCUCAUAUCGUACCCGUACCCUGACCCACGGCCUUCGAAUUGGCGAGAACCAACCGGACCUCCAAGCCCGCAAUACCCUCCUCCCUACCUCUACUGCCCUCCCCCAUGUCCCGGGCGCCGAAGCCCCCGCUCUCAACCUGGAACCCAAGAGGAGCGAUGAGAACAACGACAAGGACGGGAAUGUGUACCUUGCGAAGAGGGACUUCUGGGAUGGAGUCAAGAAAGGGCUUUGCUUUCUUGUUCUUUGCAAUGAUGACAGCAGCGAGUCCGACAGGUGGAAGCAGGGGGAGGAGGCACUACAAUCGGGGAAGAACAACAACAACAACAACAACAACAAGAUGAAGCAGAGCGCGGAGGACCCUUCUUCGAUAUCUAUUACCUCUUACUCUAGCCCUACCGCUGCCUCUGCCUCUGAGUCUGCCUCUGAGUCUGAGUCUGAGUCUGAGUUUGCCGCAGGCGUCACUCCUGCCCCUGCCCUUCAUGUUGACCUGGAACCCAAUGUGAGGAAGAGGAGCGAGAACAACGAGAACAACGAGGAAGGGAACACGGACAUGAAUGUGGACCUUGCGAAGGAUGGCUUCUGGGAUGAUGUCGGGCAAGGGGUCAGGAAUUUCUUUACGGAGGAGUUCUGGGAUGAUGUCGGGCACGGGGUCAGGAAUUUCUUUUGCGGUCUUGUUCCUUGUGAUCCAUAG